AAUACAUGGAAAAUGUCAUGCCUCGAUCUCUCGUAGAUUUCCUCAUUCUCUUCACAUAGUUAGGUGAAAAAACAGAGGGCCAAGUUACUUAAAAUAAUGUAGGAAGCAUUGGGUAGCAGUAUUGCUUUGGAAUACAGCAUGUUUAAUUUCUAUUAGACAGGCAUUGCUUCGGACAGUCUUUACUAAUGUUGAACACUUAGGACCCCUUCGUCCACCAUGGCGGCGCCCAGUGGAACUCUAAACUGUGAGGACUUCUCAAUGUUUCAGGAGGCGCUAAAGCUAAUGCGCACUAUUGAUGACCGGAUUGUCCAUGCGCUGAACACCACUGUACCCACAACCUCCUUCAAGGGAAAGGUAGAUGCUACACAGACCUGUAAGGAGCUCUACAAAUCUCUAAUGGAGGCUCACAGCGCCAGGGAUAGAGCCAUAAAGACGUGUAUAGCCCAGACCUCAAGUGUGGUCAGCCAAUUAUGUGAGGAGAGGACCAGAGAUAGUGAAAACAUGUCACUCAUCAAACAACUCAGGAAGGAGCAAACCAAGCUAAAGUUCAUGCAGUCAGAGCUGAAUGUUGAAGAAGUGGUCAAUGAUCGCAGCUUGAAGGUAUUCAACGAGAGGUGCAGAAUCCAUUACACCCCUCCAAAGGUCCAAUGAGAAUGGUCUGGCUGCUUUCGUAUGGUCUACAGCAGCUUCCAUACAGCUGUUUCUUGAUUGGACUGUGGAACCCAACUGUGGUGCUGAACUGAUGGAACAUUGCCUCCUGGACAACCUCUCUUUUCUUACAAACAUACAAAAGGAUUUUAUAACUACGAAGUGCUUAUUAUUUGUUGUCCCUGGAUUGGUGGCCAGGGCAUGGAAGUGCUGUGUGUGUUGAGUGUCCAGCUGAAAACCCGCUCCAGUCUGAGGAUGAGAGCUUCGGGCUUUCACUCUGAGGGGAAAAGAGGGUGGGGCUUUCACUCUCUGAGGGAAGAGAGGGUGUGGCUUUUCUGCUGUGAAUGAAAAAAAAGGGGUGGGACUUUCAAUCAGGUAAGUGGGGUGGAUUUUACUGAGAAUAGGGAAGAACAUCUUGCAAUUAUAUUACAUUGAGUAUAAUCCCACAUCACUGCUGGAACCAGGCGUAUGUUGGAUACAUGAAAAGUUGGGCAAUUGAAUUCACUGAAAAAUAAACAUGACAGUUAAGUCAAAUUUCUAACGUUCUCCAUUUAACUUUGGCUAAUGACAGGAAGGUUUUAACAGUACACAGUUUAGCGUACCCUUCAGGCUUGGGCACACACUGCUUAAAUGUGAGGGGGAAAUCCUUGAUACAGCUUUGUCAGAAGGUUGAGUUGUGUUGCCUUUUAACCCCUUAAACCCCAAUUAAAAUACAGGGCUUUUU
This is a messenger RNA of Anguilla anguilla (European eel), 1372 nucleotides long. RefSeq names its product coiled-coil domain containing 58 (gene ccdc58). The transcript has 6 exons. The record is from RefSeq and is a predicted model, not a curated record. Gene Ontology annotation, cellular component: mitochondrial intermembrane space; mitochondrion. Lineage: Eukaryota; Metazoa; Chordata; Actinopteri; Anguilliformes; Anguillidae. The coding region runs from base 217 to 651 and encodes 144 amino acids.